Messenger RNA from Podarcis raffonei (Aeolian wall lizard), 4028 nucleotides. RefSeq names its product protein tyrosine phosphatase non-receptor type 6 (gene PTPN6). Gene Ontology annotation, molecular function: protein tyrosine phosphatase activity. Gene Ontology annotation, biological process: protein dephosphorylation. The coding region runs from base 329 to 2128 and encodes 599 amino acids. The record is from RefSeq and is a predicted model, not a curated record. Lineage: Eukaryota; Metazoa; Chordata; Lepidosauria; Squamata; Lacertidae. The transcript has 16 exons.
CCUUGUUUUCUCAAGCUUUCUUCGGGGGGGACCUCUGAGGUCCUGAUGCCAUCCUGCAGUGAACGCCAGCUCUGAACUGUGCACUUGCCUCGCUUGGGUCUGUCUGCCCCUAUCCACCAACCCAAAUAGACACUGGACACCAUGGAAGCCAGGAGGCCGAGGAAACGUGUGAUGUAGGUGGACAGAGGCAGCGAAGGAACAUUUAAAGUUAGCGAGCCUCACCAAGUCGAUGCUGACUCCUCCUCUAUCGACAUCUUAAAGCGAGUCCCUCCAGUUGUUGCUAUUAUUUUGCUGUUCUUUCGGUUCCGCCUGUUGCCUGCUGACGAUAAUGAGGUGGUUCCACCGUGACCUGAGUGGCAUCGAUGCUGAGGUCUUACUCAAAGCACGAGGAGUCCAUGGCAGUUUUUUGGCUCGCCCCAGCCGGAAGAACAAGGGAGAUUUCUCCCUUUCUGUCAGGAUCGGUGACCAGGUGACCCACAUCCGUAUCCAGAAUACAGGGGACUUUUAUGACCUCUAUGGAGGGGAGAAGUUUGCCACUUUGUCAGAACUGGUUGAAUACUACACACAGCAGCAGGGAUCUCUGCAAGAUAAGGAUGGGACCAUCAUAGACCUGAGGUAUCCCUUGAACUGCUCUGAUCCAACAACAGAAAGGUGGUACCAUGGUCAUCUUUCUGGCCCAGCUGCCGAGACCUUACUCCAAACUAAGGCUGCACCUUGGACUUUCUUGGUUCGAGAGAGCCUCAGCAAGCCGGGUGACUUUGUGCUGUCUGUCCUCACUGACCAGCCUAAAUCUGGGGGUGAUGCCACUGGAGCCGCUAGCACCCCCAAAGAACGACUUAAAGUUACUCAUGUCAAGGUUAUGUGUGAGAAGGGGAAGUACACAAUUGGGGGCACAGAGAGGUUUGGCAGCUUGGCUGACCUGGUGGAGCAUUUUAAGAAAACGGGAAUUGAAGAGGCCUCUGGAUCCUAUCUGUAUUUGAGACAGCCUUUCAACGCCACCCGGGUGAAUGCAGCCGACAUUGAGGACAGGGUGCAGAUGCUUGAAAAGAGAAGCCAAGAGGAAGAGGCUGCCAAAGGAGGUUUCUGGGAGGAGUUCGAUAGCUUGCAGAAACAGGAGACGAAGAACCUGUAUGAACGGCAUGAGGGCCAAAGACCAGAAAACAAGGGCAAGAACCGCUAUAAGAACAUUUUGCCAUUUGACCACUCUCGAGUCAUCCUCCAAGACAGAGAUCCUGGGUCAGAUUAUAUAAAUGCCAACUAUAUCAAGAACAAGCUAUUCAGCCCUGAGGAAUGCAGCAAAACUUACAUUGCCAGCCAAGGUUGUCUAGAUGCCACCACCAAUGAUUUCUGGCAGAUGGUGUGGCAAGAAAACUCGCGCAUCAUUGUGAUGACCACUCGAGAAGUGGAGAAAGGAAGAAACAAAUGUGUCCCUUACUGGCCAGAGGUGGGCAGCAGCAAACAGUAUGGGCCGUACAUUGUGGAAAACAUCGGGGAACAUGAUGCCUUAGAAUAUAAACUCCGACAGCUCUGCCUUUCAUCUGUCCACAAUAGUGAGGCUGUGCGAGACAUCUGGCAUUACCAGUACCUGAGCUGGCCGGACCAUGGAGUGCCCAGUGAGCCUGGAGGAGUCCUGGGCUUCCUUGACCAAGUCAAUCAGAAGCAGGAGAGCAUCUCUGGAGCUGGACCCAUAAUAGUUCAUUGCAGUGCUGGGAUUGGUCGCACCGGGACCAUCAUAGUCAUCGAUAUGAUUGUGGAUUUGAUCUCCAUAAAAGGGUUUGACUGUGAUAUCGACAUCCCAAAGGCCAUUCAGAUGGUUCGCUCCCAGCGCUCAGGCAUGGUGCAGACCGAAGCACAGUACAAGUUCAUCUACAUGGCUAUCUGCCAGUUCAUAGAGACCACUAAGAAGAAGCUGGAUGUUAUGCAGACUACGAAAGGAAAACCAAGUGAAUCUGAAUAUGGGAAUAUAACCUACCCACCCGCACAGAAGAUAAAGGCUUCACGAAAAUCCUCUAAGCAGAAGGAUGAAGCAACCCUGUAUGAGAAUUUAGGCAAAAAAGAGGAAAAAGGGCAAAAGCAGUGGCCUUCAGGGAAGGAGAAGAAACCAAAGGGCUCCUUGAAGAAAAAAUAAUGCCAUAGAUAAUCUUCCACCUGCCUGGCUCCAUUCGCAGCAGACACAAAUUGUCUACCCCCACCCCCCGCUGAGAACUUCCUCUGAAAGGUUUACUGAGCUACAGAGGAUCAGCCCAAGAGAUUUGGGUGCCUGAAGUGGGAAAUCCAGAUGGCACCUUUCCAUUCGCCUCCUACUAAUGAAUGCAAUUCUUCCUGCUUCUCCUAUGACCCAACAUACUAAUCCCAUACACCUCUUGGACUCUCCAGUGCACUUGCAAAUUCAUUCGGCUUUCCAGCCUUCACCUUUUCUAAAAGGCAGUUUUUGAAUGCUUGAAGCAUGCCCCAACCACCAUUAAAGUCCAAACCUUAACAAUUAUUGGGCGAGGGCUGUAGGUCAGCGGUAAGACACCUGCUUUGCAUGCAGAAGACCCCAAAUUUAAUCCCUGGCAUCUCCCGAUGGGGCUGGAAGAGACCCCUCUCUGAAUUCCUGGAGACCAGCUUCCAGCCAGCGUUGACAAUUCUGAGCUUAGAUGCAGAGCCAGAUUAAGAUCUUUAGAGGCCGCAAGCACUUAACAUAUUUUGGUGCCUACACACAUACACACACACACACACACACACACACACACACACACACCAUAAAUUUUUUUAGUUUAGAACUGAAACAAAACCUACAGUAAGAUGGAAAACAAUGCUUGUUUCUGUAUACUUCCACUUUAUUUAUAUUUUUUGGGGAAAUCUCCUACCUUUUCUAAUUGCAAAGCCUUUGGUCAGAUCCUCAAAACCAAUAUUACACAACAGAUCUGUUCGAUACUUCGUAGAGAUAAGGUAUCCAGCCUGCCUUGUUGCAUAGUUGUUCAGUUGUGAUUUUUAGCUGAAAAAAAUGAAUGCUCCGCUGAGCAAUUUGUGCGCAUUGAAGUUAAAAAUUUGGCCAUGGAAAAUUUCCCUAAGCCUGGGCUUAUUUUGCUUAAUGGUGAGUCAAGCCCUGGCUAGAUGGACCAAUGGGCUGCUGAUCCUGAGCUUUCCAGUGUUUCCAUGACCCUAAAAUAAGAUCCCAAGCACAGGUCCUUAUGAGACUGCCUAAUUUCUACAGGGGAGCCCUUCAAAACCACUGUCCUAGGUCACCACUCUGUUCUGUGAUGUGUUGGCUGGUUUUGUCGUCGUUCUACGCAGCAGUCAUAAGGAUUAAUGCAAAAGUGCCAUGGAUUGAUGUUCUUUGAGCUCCGCCUAGCACAGAAUCUGUGCUUUUUGCUGUGCCAUCUACCACUGCAAGUUUUGAUUUGAUGAUGGGUUUCUUUCCAGGACAGAGCAGUGGGUGGGACUCCAUAUAAAAACAUGCAAAUUCACAAGGAUCGGUUUUAAUUCAGCCAGAUCUCACUUUUAUCUAGACCCCUUGGGAGAGCAAGUGUCUGGGGGGAGACUUUCUUUGUCUGGGGGGGAGAGAAGCAACAAAAAUAGGUUAUUCCCAUGGGCCCAGAAAACACAGCUGGGUGUCCCACUGAAUGCACUUCGGAGUAGACAGGUAUACAAUCGCACUGGUGGAAGGCUAGCACUCCUGCCAUUUCCCCCUUAGUCCCUUAGUCUUGAGAUCUUGAGUCUUCUUUUUAUCAUGACCUCUAGCCUAGGCUAUUCCAUUACAGCAAGCCCCGUCAGGCUGAGAAGCAGUAUAAAGUGCCCUUGGGAUCAACGUUGCUUCUGUAACUUCACUUUUUGGUUCCCUGUCUUUCUCUCCCCUGCUCAAAUGCUUCACCUAGCUGGUCAAAGCCAUCCUUGCCUUGUGCAACCUCCAGCUCAAAUGCCAACCUCUGCUUAGCCACCGAACCUUACCGCUGCUGUGCUGUGUGUAAAUAAUGGAUAAUUUUCUAAUCCAGUGGAUUGGUUUUCUUGACUUGUAAAUAAAUCAGAUUUUUGUUUGAUUUGCA